UUCGUCUAUGGUGGCGGUUCCUCAGGCUGCGGCGCUGCCAUGAACAGCGGCGCCGGCGGCGGCCUCCCGCCCCCCGUCUCCCCGUCCUCGGCCCCCGGCCCCUCGGCCGCCCUGAAGCUCAAGUUCUGCCGCUACUACGCCAAGGACAAGACCUGCUUCUACGGGGAGGACUGUCAGUUCCUGCACGAAGACCCCGCCGCCGCCGCCGCCGCCGCCGGGCCGGGCCUCGGCAAGGCGGAGCUGGACGGGCUCCGGAUGACCGUUCCCGGAGUAGACGGAGGUGCGUUAGCCGAUAGCGGUCUCACCGAUUCAUACUUCAGCACCAGCUUUAUUGGAGUCAAUGGAUUUGGAAGUCCUGCAGAAGCCAAGUAUCCCAUGAUGCAGAGGAUGACUAAUAGCAGCAGUUCCCCAAGCCUUCUUAAUGACAGUGCCAAGUCAUAUGCAAGCCAUGAUCCUCUAAGUUCACCUGCUUCGUCCUUAUUUAAUGACUUUGGGGCCCUCAGCAUCUCUCAGAGGAGGAAGCCAAGGAAGUAUCGACUGGGGAUGCUGGAGGAGAGGCUAGUUCCCGUGGGAUCAAAGACACGAAAAUCAAAGAACCCUAUUGGCUCCCUGGCUGACAGGUGUAAAUCAGGAGUACCCAUCAAUAUGGUUUGGUGGAACAGAGUCACAGAAAACAAUAUACAGACACCAAAUCCUACUGCAAGCGAGUUUAUUCCUAAGGGAGGAUCAACCUCCAGGCUGAGUAACGUGUCCCAAUCCAAUAUGUCUGCCUUCUCUCAAGCCUUGUUCUCUCAUCCAUCCAUGGGAGGCCCUGCUACUGCUGGAUUAGCCCCAGGAAUGUCACUGUCUGCCGGGUCUUCCCCCCUUCAUUCGCCGAAAAUUACCCCUCACACGUCUCCCGCACCUCGAAGGAGAAGUCAUACUCCCAACCCAGCAAAUUAUAUGGUGCCUUCUAGUGCCUCCACGCCCGUGAAUAACCCCGUCUCGCAAGCCCCGUCUUCUGGCCAGGUGAUCCAGAAGGAAACGGUGGGCGGAACGACGUACUUCUACACAGACACAACUCCGGCACCUGUCACAGGAAUGGUAUUUCCAAAUUAUCAUAUUUACCCUCCAACUGCGCCUCAUGUUGCCUACAUGCAACCAAAAGCAAAUGCACCUUCCUUCUUUAUGGCUGAUGAACUCAGACAGGAGCUGAUCAACAGGCAUUUAAUAACCAUGGCUCAAAUUGAUCAGGCAGAUAUCCCAGCAGUCCCUGCAGAAGUUGACAGCUACCACAGCCUUUUCCCUCUAGAACCACUGCCACCACCCAACCGGAUACAGAAAUCAAGUAACUUUGGGUACAUUACGUCAUGCUACAAAGCUGUAAAUAGCAAAGAUGAUUUGCCAUAUUGCCUUCGGAGGAUACAUGGUUUUCGGCUCGUUAACACAAAAUGUAUGGUGUUGGUUGAUAUGUGGAAAAAAAUUCAGCACUCAAACAUUGUAACGCUGCGUGAGGUGUUUACCACUAAAGCAUUUGGAGAACAUUCUCUUGUGUUUGCCUACGAUUUCCAUGCUGGAGGAGAAACUAUGAUGAGCAGACACUUUAAUGACCCCAGUGCUGAUGCCUAUUUCACCAAGAGGAAGUGGGGGCAACAUGACGGGCCAUUACCGCGACAGCACGCUGGCUUGUUACCAGAGUCUCUCAUUUGGGCAUAUAUUGUCCAGCUGAGUUCAGCCCUGAGAACCGUCCACACUGCAGGCUUGGCAUGUCGGGUGAUGGACCCAACGAAGAUCUUGAUAACUGGCAAAACCAGGUUACGAGUAAAUUGUGUUGGUGUUUUUGAUGUUUUAACGUUUGAUAGCAGUCAGAAUAAUCCACUGGCACUAAUGGCCCAAUUUCAGCAAGCAGAUCUGAUCUCGUUAGGAAAAGUUGUGUUGGCUUUGGCUUGCAACUCUUUGGCAGGAAUUCAGCGAGAGAAUUUACAGAAAGCUAUGGAACUAGUGACAAUCAACUAUUCGUCUGAUCUGAAGAAUCUGAUUUUGUAUUUGCUGACUGACCAAAACCGGCUCCGUAGUGUAAAUGAUAUCAUGCCAAUGAUCGGUGCUCGAUUCUAUACCCAGUUGGAUGCUGCCCAAAUGAGAAAUGAUGUUAUAGAGGAAGAUCUGGCCAAGGAAGUUCAAAAUGGAAGACUGUUUAGGCUUCUAGCAAAAUUGGGAACAAUCAAUGAGAGGCCAGAGUUUCAGAAAGACCCGACCUGGUCAGAAACCGGAGACCGGUAUUUGCUGAAACUCUUUAGGGAUCACCUUUUCCACCAAGUGACUGAAGCGGGGACCCCCUGGAUCGACCUCAGUCACAUUAUCUCCUGUCUCAACAAGCUCGACGCUGGCGUUCCAGAGAAAAUAAGCCUCAUCUCCCGAGACGAGAAGAGCGUCCUUGUAGUGACUUACAGCGAUUUAAAGCGUUGCUUUGAAAACACUUUCCAAGAACUCAUCGCGGCCGCCAACGGCCAGUUGUAGUAUUGGCAGGAAACAUGCAGGACAUGGCCCAGAAACUGACCCGAGAGCAAAUUGCACUACGGCUGAGCCCCCGCCGCUGCCGCCGUGAUCGUCGUCGUCGUCGUCGUCGCUGCCGUGGCCCUCCCGCUUGGCAUCAGGGCCCCGGCCCGGAGGCGGGCGAGGCUUCUGCGGGUACACUGUUACUUGAAGGAGAGAACGUUUUACUCACCGAGAGCUACGGCUGCUGUCGGAGGCUUGGAUCUGUGAAGAAUUUUAUUUUAGAUCGAGGAACACCAUUGGGUGUGUGAUGUUCCUGCUUUUAUUUUUAUUUUUUCCCCCCCACUUGUAUAUGCACUAAUUUUAAUUUUUUAAGACGUUUUCUGAUCUCGGAAGUUUUGCCACACUGCGUCCUUAUCGAGGGAGAGUAUUUGCAAGGGCAACCCUGGGCCCCGUUUCCGUCACCGAGGAUAACGGCAGAUCCAUUCGUUCAUUCGAUGCGUCUCUUGCCCGGCCUUGCGAAGAGGACCAGGUAAACAAUCUCAUAGCCACUGCAUCCUUUAAGUACAACUCGGUGCAUAAUCCUCGGGAAAGAGUGUUGUUUGCAGGCUCGGUAUGCCGCCCGCUGUUCGUUAGAGCAAACCGGACGACGAAUAUCAAACACACACAGAUACACACACACACACACAGCCAACCAGAGAACAAAACAAAGAGUUGUGAAUUGAGAGGUUGGAAAUCCCCUGCCUAAGUUGAUUUCAGUUUUGCCCAAGCAAAGUGUCAAAAGUAUUCUGAUUUGGGACAUUUGGAUGGAUAUAGGAGCUAUCAGGAGCGUCAGUCCCGGGCGGCUCCAGAUACAACCAGCGCCUUUUUACGGAUUGGAUGUAUGUUUCCCUGCUAGUCAGGUGCAUUUACAUUUAUGCAAUUUUUUUAAUAGAAAAAUUUUUUUAAAGAAGUUGUGUUCAAGGCCUGAAGUUUCAGGAGUGUAUUAUUUACAGUAUCCUCUUUUUAUAUAUAUAUAUACACACACAUAUACAUAUGUGUGUAUGUGUGUAUGUGUAUGCACAUAGGCAUAAAUACACACAUAUACGUAAAAAUAUGUAUAGAUAUAUAUAUUUAAAAAUCUGUUCUUGGAACCACAGCUUUAUUAUGGUACUUUACACUGGAUAGAAAUACAAAGACACUGUUUAGAAGGUGAACCAAACACAGCAGUAGCCCGGCAUCCAAGAGCUUUUUUAAGUUUUACAACCUGAAUCUCGAGGGAUAACUAUCUGCUGUGCCUUUUGCAGUCACUGCUUAGCCCAAAGUAAUGUUGCUUUUGAUAAUAUUCUGAGACCCGUGGGAUAUCCUCUUGUCAGUCAGUCUCAAAAGUGGGAAAUCUUCUCCCUCCUGCUCCUCGGCCUCCUCGUCCUCCUCUUCCUGCUCCUCGACUUCUUAACAUCUGGACGUGCGGUUGUUGCCAAACUUGGGUAUUUGUGGGAUUUCUAGUACAAGAUCAAACACCUCCACUUCGAUACUGAAGACUGCCAAAUCCAUAGGAAUUUUCUUUCGUAAGAGCAGUAGUGAAGACUGUAUCUCGCCUUCCCCAGCACUGAAUGUUUUAAUAGCGCCGGGUGCUCACCACGUGCGGAACAAGAAAAGGUGGAAGCCCAGAAGGUCAGAACCGACUCCAAGCACUUGUAACCGAUGCUACUGACUUCUAUUUUAAUAAUUCUCAAUAUUUGUAGUUUUCAGAGAAGUUUUUCCUUUUUCUCUGUCCACUUUUUAUAAGCUUUAAAAUGAUUCUCCGCCUCGAGAUUGGCUGUGAGGAGAAAGCACCUCUGUUUACCCCGGGAGCUUCGAAGUCCAGGGAGCAGGCUUUACCCAUUUUAGAGAACGGGUUGCCGGGG
Messenger RNA from Tachyglossus aculeatus (Australian echidna), 4358 nucleotides. RefSeq names its product poly(A) specific ribonuclease subunit PAN3 (gene PAN3). The coding region runs from base 40 to 2496 and encodes 818 amino acids. Gene Ontology annotation, cellular component: PAN complex; P-body. The record is from RefSeq and is a predicted model, not a curated record. Gene Ontology annotation, biological process: nuclear-transcribed mRNA poly(A) tail shortening; protein phosphorylation; mRNA processing. NCBI's taxonomy places the organism in Eukaryota, Metazoa, Chordata, Mammalia, Monotremata, Tachyglossidae. The transcript has 19 exons. Gene Ontology annotation, molecular function: ATP binding; poly(A) binding; metal ion binding.